Messenger RNA from Kluyveromyces lactis, 885 nucleotides. It is a transcript of the gene MRP1, whose product is annotated as mitochondrial 37S ribosomal protein mS43. The record is from RefSeq and is a predicted model, not a curated record. Gene Ontology annotation, biological process: superoxide metabolic process. The transcript has a single exon. Lineage: Eukaryota; Fungi; Ascomycota; Saccharomycetes; Saccharomycetales; Saccharomycetaceae. The coding region runs from base 1 to 885 and encodes 294 amino acids. Gene Ontology annotation, molecular function: superoxide dismutase activity; metal ion binding.
AUGCUAAGAAGCUCAACGUUGAAAAGAACCUUUUUUAGGUCAUACAUUGUGCCAUCUUUUGAGCAUUUGAACAAAGAUCGUGGUCUUUCCGGACUCUUUUCCAAAGAAGGUUUACAAUCAGCGUGGUUUGAUAGAGCUGAGUAUUAUACCGAGAAGUUGAAUUCUUACACUGCCAACACCGAUGAAAAGCCAUUAGAGACAAUUAUACAUGAAAACGCCAACAUUUCUUCUAAGAAACAAAUUUUCAACUAUGCAUCUCUUCUAUACAAUUUGAAGUUCUCGAUGUCAUCGCUCAAAGGUUCUUCUUUACCUCUACCCACUGAAAAACCGAACAGAUCUGAACUUUUGAAGACACCAGAGUUGACCCUAACUUUCGGGAACGAACCUUUAUCGAUGGGUAACGAAAGGUUGCACCAGGCGUUGGUUCAAUCUUUCGGUUCUAUCGUUGAAUUCAGGUCUUUACUUUUGAAUUCUAACAAUGCUAUAUCGGGGGAUGGUUACACAUGGUUGGUAGCAAGGCAAUUCAAGACUGCUGAUCCAUCAGCGAUCAAGUUUGACCAAUUAUUCAUUGUAAACACAUACAACGCCGGAUCUCCUUUCAAUUCCAACAGAGCAGGAUCGUUCAAACAUCUACAGGAAAGCAUCAAGAAAAAGACAGAAGGAUUCAAGGCCGACAAAGUAGAGUCUGCUGUUGAUGCCGUAAUGUACCCAGGAACAAAAUAUUUCCCAUUACUUGCCAUUGAUGCAUCCCCAAAGGCUUGGUUGCCUGAUUACGGUGUAUUCGGAAAGCAGCAGUAUUUGGACAGCGUUUGGGAAUCUAUUGAGUGGAAAGUGGUAGAGAAUAGAUUACCUGCAUUUGAAACCAAAGCCUUUGCCACUUUAUAA